UUUUUUUUGCCUCCAUCACACCACACCACUCCACGCAACAACGGGGUUCGCUCGUUAUACACCCGAGAACCUUCUUAUGGUACCAUUCCUGUUGUGUUGACCGUUCUUUCUUCUUGAUAAAAAUAUUUUUCGGGCUGUGCCGAAUCGCCGACGGAGCUUUCAAGAUCAACAAGUAUCAUAAGUAACUUAACUAACGUACGUACACGCACGAACAAACGACAUUCCAGUAGCCUACAAUAUCAAACUAAUAACUAGUUAAAACAGCAGCAGCCUUUGUCUGUCAGAGCUCCCUCUCCUCUCCCUUCCUUCCUCAGGGAUUACAUACUUUGGCAUUAUUGGCACAGGUAGACCCUACUCUAUUAUUGCUGCUAUUUAUUAUCAUCGCUAAAUGCAGCACUAAGAAAAAACUCAGUUUCUGUUAAGUUCCUUCUAGGCUUUCUAAUAAUACAAGACAAGGCCUCAGGCCCAGAAUCCACCCCUCCAGGGAUUAAUAUCGAGAAUUCGGUCUUCCCUGUGCUGUGUUUGCAGGACCCUGGGUGGGGGGUGGCCUACAAGGGCUCCCGUUUCGUGUGUAAUGGACAUGGACAUGAUGGACAUAAGUUUAUGUUGUGAUUCACUCAUGCAUGAUAGAGAAGACUACUAAUAUGCAGAGCUGGCGUUGAGGCACGCUGAGGACCUGGUGGGACAAAAAAGAGAGGGUUUUUCUAGAGACCCUUUUUGACAUGUUGGAUGUACCGUGCCAUGUACAGUACAAAUUAGAUAUGAAUUAUUAUUGUACGUGUGUACACAUCAAUUGUCAAUAAUUGCUAUAUAUGUUAUGAAUGUAUGGUUAAUUGCAAAGUUUGUCAGAUCUUACCGAAGUGUAUACAAAAAGUGCCAAAACUUUAUCUACAGCCACCAAAAAUCCCCCCCACCUUGAAGUUUAAAAUCUACGCAUGGAUAAGUACAAUUGUACGUACAUUACAGGUCUCUUGGAUUUGCAUCCGAGAGGACCAUCAGAGGAAGAGAAACAAUGCAUCUAUCAUGACCUUUCCCAUUUGAUAUAGAUAUCCGCAAGCUGAGCAUCAUGGAUGAUACAUAGGAAGGUGACAGACGACAUUCCCCAGAUAUGUGUAGUAAAUCAGGAAGUUAGUUAUAUACGCAGCGUAUGUCGUGUCUAUGUCCAGUACUCCGUACUUGAGACUCGAUAUCGUCCCACCUCCCUCCCCAACGCUAUCCAUCCAUGGGAAGCUCUGGCGGCGGUGGUAGCGAGGACACAGAGAAAAGACUAAAGACUAGACCUUGCCGCCGCCGGGGUCCCGCCACCAACUUCCCUGUGUUGUCUUGCCUGGCUGUCUUUUGCCUGUCUUUUGCCUGUCUUUUUCCUGUCUUUGCCUGUCUUGCCGGUCUUGCCCUUGCCUGUCAGUGAGUGCAGUGUCUUUUUUUGAGUCGCCUUAUCGCGCCAGGUUGUGGGUCCGCGUUCUUGCUCCUCCUCCUCGUGCGUUGCUGCGGCUGCUGCUCUUCUUCAUCUUCUUCAUCUUCUUCUUCCUCUUUUCUUCUUUUCCUCCUCCUUCUCCUCUUCUUUUCUUUCAAUUGCCAAUCUCCCAGUUAAAUCGUCCCCUCUAUUUUGCCGUUGAUUUCCUCUGCUGUCGUUUGUCGUUUGUUUUUGUAUUAUUCCUCUUCGUCUUCCAGGUUUUCCAGUUUUUUUUUUUUUUCUUCCUUGAUUACUCUAGUAGUUAGUUCCUCUACCCCCGUUCUUCUAAUACUCUUCUCUUCCAUCUCCAGUCUAUCAUUUAGACUGUUUGUGCCAUAACCUCUCUCUCCUAUUAUACAUUAUCUUCCCAAGACUGGGCAGGGCAGCUUGGGGAUCUAUCUACAAGGUAAUUUGAAACUGUCUCUUUGUGUUGUUGUCUAGUUCUUUUUCUUCAUGGUUUAGCCACCAUCGUUUGCCGCCCUUGCUAUCUAUCAUGAGCCCCCAUCAUACAGCCAGCAUCCCGCAGAAGCUCUGCAUCAGAAGCAAUCCUCCCUUCGCACAGGAAGCUCUAGAUUGCUUGCUCGCUUAGCUGGAAUCAAAAAGCAGCCUCCUCUCUUGCCUGCCUAUCCCCCGCAUAUCUUGGCUUCUAGAGAAGUUGGUGCUACUACUAUCCCUGCUUCUCUAUCCCCGACCCCCCCUCCGCCACGCAAAAAGGCCCGUUGGAGAAUGGAGAUCAUGCAUUUCGCCUCCAGGAGGGAUUGCUGCUAUAUUUUUCACAUCCUCCACAAGUACUUAUUUAACAGGACGGGAGUUUCUUAUCUUCGUUUUAAAAAAAUUUCCCCUCUCUAGUGGAGGAAACUCUUGUCUCUCGCAUCUACCCUUAUUCCGAGCCUUUUUUUUCUUUUUCUAGGUCUACUUUCCACAACACAAAGCCUACGUUCAAGUCUUACCUUCUGGUCUGAAAACCAGCACCAGCAGUGGAUGUAUCUACAGAGAUAGGAUUGCUUCUCUGCCCACUUGUGACAUAACAAGUCGGCCGUAUGCCCUACACUCCACCAUCUCCGUUGUUCAAUUCGCAAGUUCGCCCUCAGCCUGCUUCUGCUGGCUCUUCGCCGCCUAGUGUUCACCAUGAGCGACACAAAUCCGAGCCAGUUGUGAACCUCGUGGGAUAUUCACGCAGCCAAUCUUCCCCGCCGUCGAGCUCUUACAUCUAUCGCCAUCGACGGAGCCCAACCCACUCUCACCAUAUGUCGAAUCUAGGGCAGCAAGAUAUCGAACCCAACUCGAAAAGGAGGAGUAGCUCGUCAUCGUCAAAUGCCACCCCCGGUGCAGCCUUGUGGAAGUCUCCAUCAGGUGCGAUGAUCCCGACAGGGGCAGUUAUCUCACCCCCGGACUCGAAAUCCAACUCGAGCGAUGAGGAAGGGAAGUCUACAGAAGGGUUGGAGGGAGAUAUCUCAAAGGAUUUUGAGGCCGUAAUAAUGUCCAUCGAUCAGAGCUCACUUCAAACCCCCCCCAGCAGGAAAGGACCUGGCGCCAAGGCUGCUUCAAUUUCAAAACACACCCCAACACCAUUGGACUUGUCGAUGGCAUUAGCUACAGAGGCACAGCAGUCCCGUGUUAAGUCUCGCCUGAAGAAAGACACAUCAGGCGUGCCUCAUCCCAAUUCCUCGGAUGUAGCAACCCAUACCCCUGAGGAUAGCGACCGUGGCGAGGAUGAGAUGGAUCUCAGCACUAAGGCGUCUAUGGUGCGAAAGAAGUCCGGAGAACUUGUGAGGCCUGCGCUUCGACCGAAGAGAAGGCCCUGCAGUGCUCCAGGCACACCAGUAUUCUCAAAGGCAGUCCAUUUCGACUCUCAAUUGGAGCAUAUUCGCCACUUCCUUCAGAUUGACAAACCUCUCGCUGUCAGUGCAGGUUCUUCCCCCGUGGAGGACUACGACGGUGAUAGCGAAUUUCCCUUCGACCUAGAUCCGAACGGACCUUUCCAAUCAAAGUCCAUUGAGUGGGAAGCUCGGAUCGCGAAUUUCCCAGAUGAUCUGGAAGCGAGAAAGACCAUGCCCGUCCGCCUGGAGCGGAUGUUCUUAUCGUCAGAUUACAAGAAUCUUGUUGGUGUGGUUUCCGUUGCCAAUAUUUCUUUCCAGAAGCAUGUUGUGGCGCGAUUCACAUCAGACUAUUGGAAAACAACGUCCGAGGUUGUUGCCGAGUAUAACGACGAUGUUCGUCGUAGUCAAGCAACCGAUGGCUAUGACAGAUUCAAUUUCACCAUCAACUUAGGGGACAUGGGAAACCUUGAAUCCAAACGGAUGUUCAUUUGCAUACGUUAUAAUGUCAAUGGCCUUGAAUUCUGGGACAACAAUAACCUGAUGAACUAUCAUAUCGACUUUUUGAAAAAGCCCAAGGUGCAAAAUGUGGGACGGCCCGGAAAGGGCUCUGCAGGUUUUCGACCAUCAGGGCCUAUCCCUCGGAGCAAACCCUCGUCCUUGAGUAAUUCUCGCUCAAAAUCUGUACCUCCUUUCCCUGCAGAGCCCGGAUUCAAGUCUCCCCCUUUGCCUGCCGUGCCCAAUCACCAUCGACCUAAAAGUUCCGCAGUGAAAUCGUCAGCUUCCCAGAAGGAUGAUGAUUUCCACGAUCCACCCCCCAUCCGGAGAACUUCCCCUACCCCUCGCACGUUUGGACACCGCUAUGAUUUUGGAGCAUCGUUGUCAGCUGCAAUGCAGCCUGGAAGCGCUGAUCAGACCCGCCGUGGCAAACAUGCUGACAAGACAACGUUUUCGCCCGACUCCAUUAUUCCAGACAAGUCCGCGAGGCGUGAACCCUUUGAGCCCCCCGUGGCAGCCUCUCCAGGAGUUUCUCAACUUCGUACAUCCUCGCCUGGUCCGAUGAGACAUACCGACCUUGUGUCAGGACAGCCUUCUCAUCAAUCGCCACUGUACAAGGAACUCGUGGAUAAGUACUGCUUCUAUGGAUCUUCCAAGACAGACUCACACGCAACAACCCAUUUUUCUCGAAAAUCACCUAUCACCGCACCUCGGGACAAUGAAACCAUGACAACUGAUGCUCCUACCAGUGCGGAGUCUGCGCUGUCGCCGCCGCCGCCGUCGCCUCAGGAAGCAUCUGAUAAUGAAAAGCAGCCAUCUCCGUCGAAGCCAACCAAUGACGAUCAACGAUCUCCAAGGCACAUCUCACCCAGUCGAUCCCCAGGGACCCCUGAACGGGCUUCUUCUUCCUCACCUAAUCCACCUUGUCCGAAUUGCUUUACUCUUCCAUAUCACCAGUCGAUGCAUAUGACGUUAUCUGAAUCCCCCACUCAAACAUUUAUUCGAGGAUAAAUCCAGCAGCAGCGCCGGUCCGUUGUACGCUGUUUCCAGUUUCCACCCGACUUCUAAUUCCUCACGUGAACCUCUCGUUGAUUGAUAGGAGGGUAAAAGGUGUAGCUACCUUUUCUUGAAUCCUCUAGAUCACGGAUAGGGCCGCGGCUGUGAUUGGAUGAAGGAAAGGGAACGAAACGAAACGUAACGGAGUUGGCUAUUUAUGUUUUUCUUCUACCCCCUUCAUGACGGAUGAUUAAACUCUCCGUGCUAUACUACUGUUAUUAGCAGACCAACCUACCGUUUUCGGUAUUACAUUCCUAUCACUGUUUGGAAAAAACUUGACGGUGCCACUGAACAUAUGGAGAGGAGUUUUGCUUUGUGCGAUUUAGUUGACGUCUUCAUGUUUUUACGCCUUUCCCAUGUCUCUUCCCAUUUCCCAUUUUUAAUCUCUGUUUCUUUUUUUUUUUUUUUGGUUUCC
Molecule: messenger RNA, 5239 nt
Organism: Blastomyces dermatitidis ER-3
Lineage: Eukaryota; Fungi; Ascomycota; Eurotiomycetes; Onygenales; Ajellomycetaceae
Product: protein phosphatase regulatory subunit Gac1
Exons: 3
Coding region: 2494-4779 (761 amino acids)
Biological process (GO): regulation of glycogen biosynthetic process
Cellular component (GO): protein phosphatase type 1 complex
Molecular function (GO): glycogen binding; protein phosphatase 1 binding
Source: RefSeq, a predicted model, not a curated record